Molecule: messenger RNA, 2502 nt
Organism: Coprinopsis cinerea okayama7#130
Lineage: Eukaryota; Fungi; Basidiomycota; Agaricomycetes; Agaricales; Psathyrellaceae
Exons: 7
Coding region: 1-2502 (833 amino acids)
Source: RefSeq, a predicted model, not a curated record
AUGCAAGCCCCUUUAUCGACCAGGAAGUCCAAUUCAGGAAUCCUAGAUGCGGCCAAAAGGCCACUUGAAACAGUGAAGGCGGGCGUUUUGAACUCCCAGAGGAGCCUAUAUGCGCUUGGAAGCGAUGCAGUGACAGAGAGUAACGCAUCGCAGGUGUUAAACGCUCGCAAACGUGUGCGUUCCCUCCAGUUUGCGGACGACGAGAACCAAAGGCCAGACAGACUUCGCCUAAACUCUCUUGGUAAAGAGAAUGAAAAGAUCACGAUACCGAGCCGCGAGGAUCUGAGAAGCAACAAGAAGGGUGCAGAGCUGCUGGCAUCGCCUUCGUUUCGGGAGCGGAAUGGCUCAUCUGGCACCUUUGGGCGAAAGGCAAGUCGGCGACAAGGGCGAGGGGGCCUGGCGACGAAGAAGUCGCUAAACCUUAGCAUUUCGUCACAAAGCCAGUGGUCGCGAAGUCGAGAUACUUCUCCUUCGAGAAAUUCUGAUCCAGAAACGCAAUGGACUACUCCAAGAUCCACCUUCUACACACGAUAUAACUCUUCAUCCUCUAGUCGAGUUGCCUUCAGGGACUUGGUCACCCCCUCCCCGACUUUCACCUUCGGCGUCCCCAGCACACCGCCAUCGAGGUCGUCAGACAGGCAUUCGCGCACGUCCGACAUGUUCUUCAACCAUACGGAAACCCCUCCUCCGCUCCCACCUCUCAACCAUCCCGCCUUUAAUUUCCCUUCAAGACCGUUGGAGCCUUCAAGUGAACGGAAGAGUCGCGACAAACCUAUAAAUCAACCUCGACCGGCGCGAUCACUUCCAUCGGUAAAACCAGACAAACGAGCAUCUAGCACCCCACCAUCCAAGAAAGCCAGACGAGAAGCCAAAUCAUCCCUUCGUUCUGAAGCAGAUACGCAUCAAGCUAAAGGAAAAGAACCACAGCGAAGAGGCCACAUGAGGUCUGAGAGUAAAGGUAGUAUCGCCAGUAGCAGAAGAUCGAGUGCAGAGUUCAGUGCCAAGAGGGCAUCGUUGCUUGGUGUUGCAAACGAAGCUGACGAGCCUUGGGAAGUCAAAGUGUCUCGGGAGUUGCUACGCCUGUCUUUGGAACAAAAUACCGUUGAAGGCGAGUUGAAUGACAUGCAUCUGCACGCGGCAGACCUGAGCGUAACCGGUCACGGAGUGAAGGAGGCGAGGCGAGAGGUUUUGGCUCGUCAUUCUCCUUUCAAGGUCAGUAUUAUUACGCGCCCCACAUCCGAUUUCCUCCCUCCUCUUCAAGCACGAACUCAGCACCGUCCUUCAGUGGUUCGAGCGCCGGGGCCUCAACAGCAGCUGAAAUUUCCUUCGAUCGACUCCAGACCUGCGACGAGCAUGUCUGACGCCGAUAUCGUCAAUGGAUCAAGACAAGACAAUGUGAAAGGGACUGGAAGGUCUACUUCGAGACGAGCUGGAAACUCGAGCUCAAAGCACGCUCAACGUACCCCUUCCCCUCCACCACCAAAACUCGGCACUGCAGCCCCUUCGAGUCAAAACAAUCUCCUCGUCCCUCCUUCGCUAUCCUUUACCGCACCAACUCCCGAAGCAUCCCCCAUAUCACCACCUCGCCGAAUUCACGUCAAAUCAUCACCCACUCCGCCCACCAAUUCCCCGACACCCCUGACACCACCGCCCAUCCAGAAGUCGCGCUCUGCAUCUGCGAAACGAAAGGCUGAUGAAGCUGGCGUCGAUGCCAGUACCCCUCCAAAGGAACCCAGAGAGUAUCGAGCCACAUUUGCACCGGAACCUCGCACUCACCGCGCCUCUGCUGCAUCCUCUUCACAUGCCCCCACGUCAUUCCAUCGUAACAAACGAGCACGAAUUUCCCUCUCCUCUGAGCAUUCGCAACACAGCUCCCGCACACCCUAUGGUUCUCUCAUUGGUGACAGCCCAAAUGCAAAGUCCACAGGCUCGUGGUCGAGUCGCGGGAGUCUAAAUCCGGCUCAUUAUUACCAGUCCAGCCGGCCACCUUCCACUAGGGACGCCCAAGGGACUGUCAAUUCUCAUACGCCUCGUCGGUCUGCGUCUCGCCGCAGUAUAUCCAAUCACUCCAUCCCUAUAUCCGCAUACAUGUCGCCUCAUGCGCCUUCGGUGACGCCGUCAGGCACUUUCCAUAUGCGGGACCCACGUAAACCCGCCCGCAUUCAAGAUACCCCAUGGUCGCUCUCGCUUCCGGUCGAGGUCGAAGCUGGUGAGGGGAGAUGGUCAUUUAAUGGUUGGGUUGAUCGUGGAGGAAGCCCUCUGCACGCUUGGCUGUUCUUCAUUGGUUUUAUCAUUUUCCCUCUGUGGUGGCUUGCAGGGUUCGUUAUCCCGAUCCCUAGGACCCGAAGACUGGAAGGCGGAGAUGAAGAAAAGGGAGUCAUCCUUGACGAUCCACAGGUCGAACAUGAUUACAAGUCGUGGAGACGACGCUGCCGAAUCAUGGGAGGCAUCGCCUUUGUCACGUAUAUCCCUUUUAUCAUCCUCAUCGCUGUCUUCGUAUAG